AUGAAGGUCAUCCGGUACAACUGGAGGCUUAUCUUCGUUCUAAUGGGACUUGCUCUUGUACUUGGAAUCCUAAUAUGUACAACUUCCGCAUGGGGUCAAUGGAGAACAAAUCAGAGAACACAUCAACUUUCCUUGCUGCCAGAAUCAUCAACACUCCGAUUAUGUCGGGAUUUCACGAAUACAACUCGAUUCAAAGAGAUUCUGGCUCCAAUUAUGGUUCCUCGCAUUGUUGACACUAAACAACACCGACAAGUUGGAGAUUAUUUACAAAGUUUUUUGCAUAACUUGGGAUUCGCUACUGAAUGGGAUGCUUUCACUGACACAACUCCAUUAGGGACUCGCAACUUCCGAAAUUUAAUUGCAACAUUUGAUGAAUCAGCUCCACGUCGUCUUGUUCUUGCAUGUCACUACGAUUCGAAAAUCAUUCCCGGUCAAGUAAUGAUUGCGGCAACAGAUUCAGCUGUACCCUGUGCUAUGAUGCUUGAUAUUGCUCAAACACUUGCUCCAUAUAUGUACAAACGAGUUGCUCAGCAGAUUGGACUUCAAUUGAUUUUCUUUGAUGGUGAAGAAGCAUUCCGUGAUUGGACUGCUACUGAUUCACUUUAUGGAUCAAGGCACUUGGCACAGAAAUGGGAGCAAAAGUGGUAUCCAUCUUCAAGUAGUCUCAACAAUUUUGAACUCAGCAAAGAACUUGAUAGGAUUGACGUUCUCAUGCUAUUGGAUCUACUCGGAGCUGCCAAUCCAUCAAUUGGAAAUACGAUAGGAAUGGGUGCAAACGAUCUUUUCAGCCAGUUAGCUGAUGUGGAAUCGAAUCUCCGAACUUCGGGAUGUCUUAGUUCUUUGAGAAGGAAUGUCUUUAAUAAGCAAUUAUCGUACAAUCAAGUUGAAGAUGAUCACAUUCCAUUUUUGAAAAGAGGAGUUCCAAUUCUUCAUCUGAUCACAGUUCCAUUCCCAUCCGUCUGGCAUCGAUCUUCCGAUAAUGCAAAUGCUCUUCAUUAUCCAACAAUCGAUCAUAUGACUGCAGUUAUUCGUGUCUUCGUGGCUAAAUAUCUUGGAAUCGCCCCAGCAUAGAUGAAAUUAUAUCUAGAGUUUUAUUCGCAUUUUCAAUCAUUCCGCUUCUUCCUCCCUCCAUCUCUUCCUCUUCUUGCUCCUCACUGUAAUUCAAUUAUUUCUACGGGCCCUUCUUCAAUCGCGUUUGUUGUGUUUUUUUCUAUCUUUAUAAUUUAUUUUUGUAUAUAUAAUAAAAAUGGAAAUUUAUG
Caenorhabditis elegans is the source of this 1259-nucleotide messenger RNA. RefSeq names its product Glutaminyl-peptide cyclotransferase (gene H27A22.1). The record is from RefSeq and is marked reviewed. The transcript has 6 exons. Gene Ontology annotation, molecular function: glutaminyl-peptide cyclotransferase activity. Bases 1 to 1071 code for a protein of 356 amino acids. NCBI's taxonomy places the organism in Eukaryota, Metazoa, Nematoda, Chromadorea, Rhabditida, Rhabditidae. Gene Ontology annotation, cellular component: extracellular region.